Molecule: messenger RNA, 309 nt
Organism: Paraglomus occultum
Lineage: Eukaryota; Fungi; Glomeromycota; Glomeromycetes; Paraglomerales; Paraglomeraceae
Source: the annotation of a GenBank genome assembly
CACGAACAUAAAUCACGCGAUGAACUUGCCAGUUGGAAACCGUGCUUGUUUGGUGCGCUUGCCGGUUAUGCCAUGUGGACAAGCGUGUAUCCUGUCGACGUGUUAAAAAGCAAAUUACAGACUGACGGGUUUACUCUAGAAACAAAAAAGUAUAACGGCGUGAUCGAUUGUGCGAGGAAAACGUAUAGAAUUGAAGGUGUCAAGGGGUUCUUUCGCGGUUUUGGUACGUGUAUUUUGCGUGCUGGUCCGGUUAAUGCGGCAACAUUUGUUGCUUUUGAGGCGGCCCUGAGAGCAUUUGAAAAGAUUUGA